AUUGGUUUCAGUCCAGGUCUGACACCGGCAGAUUGGUUCGAUAUGGGUUUACCCCCAAGGCGAUGAAUUGAUAUAGUUAUCUCGGAUUCUCACCAUUAUCGUCUUGACCAAAUCCAGGCACGCACGAUACGCUUUCAGAGGUCACUUUCGCCGAAAUGUUUACUGCACUCUUCUUGACCCUUCCGGCUGUUUUCCUGGCUACUUUGGUUGACAAAGCGGCGGCGGCUGACUUCAAUGACUAUGAGCUCGACAACGUUUUCGCCAAACGCCAAAACUACACAUGUAGUACCGCAGGGCUCCAGGACGUCUGCGAGACGAACACAGCGGACUGCAUCUCUGCAAUGUGUGAAUCAUGCUCUGGCUACGUCUACAUUGCCAAUUGCUGUGCGUUAUCCAGCUACACCGCAAUGAUGCAAUGCCUUCUCGAGCUGGAAAAUGAUCCGUCCGAAAUCACCAUGACCGUCGGGUCUACUUCCACCACUGGUCCCAACACAAGCACGAUCACAGCACCCUCCAGCGCCGCGACCUCGGGCGUCAGCGGGUUGGAAGCGUGUUCUGACUUUGAAGCAAUUGUGCUUGCCUGCGAGAACGAGACCCCGGGCUUCUCAACAGAGGCGUUCGGUCAACAGGCAAGCUGCCUGUGCUACAGUAAUGGCACGUAUCAGCCGGACCUUUACGAUGGCAUGUUCUCGGGCUGUCUCGCCUACCUUUCCACCGCGGAUCCCUCCGAGUAUUCGAGCAUCGUUACGGGAUCCGUCGAUUUGGCACCGUGCAAAAAAGUGGCAACCACAACCCAGCCGCAGUCCUCCUCCAGCACCCAUUACAUUGGGCACUUGACCACCAGCGCGUCGACAGCUGCUCCAACCUCGGGCACACCAAGUCCAACCACAUCCACAGGCCCCACACAGACACCAGCGGCGGACAGCAAUGGAAGUUCUGGCCUGGAAUCGAACUCAGCUGAGUCCGUCAAACAGAAUCGUCAGGCUUCACUAGGCUGGUUCCUGUGGCUCUGGGGAACUUGCGUGGUGGCCACACUCUGGUAA
This is a messenger RNA of Cladophialophora immunda, 1043 nucleotides long. RefSeq lists its product as uncharacterized. NCBI's taxonomy places the organism in Eukaryota, Fungi, Ascomycota, Eurotiomycetes, Chaetothyriales, Herpotrichiellaceae. The record is from RefSeq and is a predicted model, not a curated record. The transcript has 2 exons. The coding region runs from base 156 to 1043 and encodes 295 amino acids.